Messenger RNA from Ipomoea triloba (trilobed morning glory), 1680 nucleotides. Its product is annotated as 3beta-hydroxysteroid-dehydrogenase/decarboxylase-like. The transcript is spliced from 5 exons. Bases 672 to 1382 code for a protein of 236 amino acids. Lineage: Eukaryota; Viridiplantae; Streptophyta; Magnoliopsida; Solanales; Convolvulaceae. The record is from RefSeq and is a predicted model, not a curated record.
GUAUGCAUUUGAUCAUACAAAUUGUAUUCUGGAAUUCUUUUGAGGCUUGCACAAAUCAUUCCCCGUAUAUAAUGUAAACCCUGAUUCCGUAUACAAUUCACAAAGCUUUGUUUGAACUUUCAAUCCCUCAGAGUAAAUCUACAUUUACUCCAUAGUGGACUGUAUUACUGCUUUUAUUUCAAAAAAAAAAAAUUGAAUCCAAUGUCUUUGAACCGGAUCCUACUCUUUGUGUGUGUAUGUUAUGCCCUUAUGCAUAGUAGUUUCUCAAAUCUGAGACAUUAUAUUGCAUGCCUGUCUGCAUGAUGGUUUGAAUCACAGGAGUACAUGCUCAACUUCUCAGUGCAGUGCUUGUAAUCGAGUAUUAGAGCGUGCUCUUUUGUUCUUCCAUUUCAAUCAAAUUAGUUUUUUAAUAUUGUGAUGCUGACCAUAGAGAGAUGGAAGUUGCAUGAGAUCACAGCUCAUUAUUCAAGUUGUUUGUUGUAGUGAUUUAGGGCAGUGGAGAAAACCUUUUCCAUGUAUUAUUAUUGGACCAACUUGUCUCGAUCAAUUGCCUAACAAAUUUCAACAAGGAAUUGUUCAUACCAUAAAAACUGUAAAAGCUUUGCCUGGAAGAUCUCAGCACAGAGUGAUUUGCCAAACAAAUUUUAGCUUUCUGAGUGUUUGUAUAAGUCAUGACUUUGUACAUGUUCUUGUUUACGAAUUUGGAAGAAUUCUUAAAGAAUAAGGUUCUGUGGCAUCGGUCUUUGUUUUACCUGAGAGUAACUGUAUAUUACAUUGCUACAGUUGCAGAAGUUUUGCUUUGGAGAGAUGAGAAGAUUACAUUCGCUCAUUUUCUGCUAUGGUUUUUGAUAUAUUACUGGUUUUUCCUGUAUGGAAGAACUUUUGUUUCAUCUCUUGCCAUUCUUUUGCUGCUAAUUGCUACGAUGCUUUGUGGAUACAGCGUUCUGCCACCAGUCGUAUAUGGGAUCACUGUUCCAAGAAUAUCGUGGUCUUGUUUUGAGAUUUCAGAAGUGGAUAUGAGAAUAUGUGUCACAACAAUAGGCAAUAUGUGGAAUAGAAUGAAUCACGGAAGAAGGUUGCUGGCCCAAGGAGAAGACUGGUGUACGUUUCUGAAGGUGGCAGGGCUGCUGUACUGUUUGAAGCUGAUUGUUUCACUUUCAUUGACUGCUAUCCUUGGCGUAGGUAUAAAUGCAGCCCUAGUCCUGGUGUUCUCAGUUUUCUUCAUUUAUGAACAAUACGAGGAGGAAGUUGAUGGGGUGGCCAAGGUUUUAUUCAGCUGUGGAAUGAGUGCCCUUUCAUUUUUGUCAAGGAACUCGCCCAUGCCCUUGGCCUCGAUCCUCUCCAACUUUGAAAUGUCUCUCAAGAGAAAGGAUUUAGACUAAAUAAUCAGCAAGAGAAGUUGCAUUUAGUCCUCCCUCUCAAACUAAACUGUUCUACUGCCACUGAGCCACAAGUUAAAGUGGGUCUGUUUCAUGACUGUAUAUAACUGAUUUUCUAGAUUUGGUUAGUACUUGUACAAGGCAACCACCCACUAAGCGUAGUCGACAAACUAGAGAGAUUGGAGAGAGAGAUGGAGUGGUUAUUUGUCCCUUUCCUGCUAGUGUACUGUAUUUGCGUAGCCAGAUAUAUUUUGGUUUUUCCGAUUCGUAAUACAAAAUUACAAUUCAUCGUUACGUUAAA